AUGAAGCUGGGCCCGUUUGGUGAGGAGAUGGAGAAUGCCUCCUCAACACCGCCGCCUUCCGAACCGUCCAUCAGUUCAACCUCAAGCGCACAUGGGUCCAGCAGAUUCCCGAACUAUCAGACUUGGACGACUGACAAGUUCAAGCUAUUUCCCAAUUUCACAACAUGCCAUGACCCUUCUCGAGAGCGAACAUGGUGGUGGCAAUUUGGCUUCAGGAUGAAGGACCACGGCUCUGAACCUCAUAAGAUUGUAUGGGUCUGCGAAAGAUGCUUCCUUCGCAACAGAAUGAAAGCUACGCAUUACACCUUCAUCGCCUCAACCGCUGGAAGCAUUGUUCGACAUCUGAGAAAGGAACACAAGAUUUUCCAGCCUGCUGGCUCACGCGAAGACGGGGUUGUCGGGACAGGAAGUGCACAACGGAGCUUGCUCGAUAUGCUGCGCGCUGAUCCGAAGAAUCCUCGCGACCAAAGCCUUCUUAGCAAUUUGCAUACUUUGUUUGAUCCGGCGAUGAAUCAGCUUCUUCUCCUGGACUGGCUAACUUACCACAACCUCCCAUUUAAUUUGGUUAAUUCCGAGCGCUUUAGACGGCUGCUGCUCUACAACAAUCCGUGUCUUCAAGAGGGGCAGAUACCCAGCGACAGGACCCUCGUGAACCUCUUAACAAAAGAAUACAAUCGAGCUCUUGAUCCCGUAAAAGCUAUUCUUCAAAGAGCGAGAAGCAUGAUUCAUUUUACUUUUGACGGUUGGACCUCCCGACAAAACUCAUCAUUUCUUGGCGUCAACGCCCACUUCAUUGAUCGGGAUUGGAAGCAGUGGAGGAUCCUUCUGGCGUUGCCCGCUCUCCGUAAGCGCCAUACUGGGGCAGCGCUGGCCGAUGAUGUUGCAGACACAAUAUGUGCUUUCAGUCUUCAACAUAAGAUUGGUUACUGUACGCUUGAUAAUGCAACGAACAACGACACGGCUAUGGAAGCACUUGGCCAUGAAUUUGACUUCGACCAACACGAGCGUCGUAUUCGGUGCGCUCCUCAUUUCCUGAAUCUGUCAGUAAAGGCAAUGAUGUACGGCGGUAAAAGGGACAAUUUUGCUGAGCUGCUUGCGCAUUGGGGAGAUCAGGACUUCAUGACUGACGAAGACGAGCAGCGUCAGCUGUCCGACGCUGUUGAUGCACUGAAUGGCGACGACGAUCUUGACACGCCGAAUCUGGAGGAAGAUUACGAGUCAAACACUACUCUGGGGGAGAGCCAGGAUUCGUGCCUAGUUCCUGAGAUAGUCAAUGCCGACAAGAUGGAGAAGUAUCGCAAGUACGGCCCUUUUGGCAAGUUGCACAAUAUCGGCAUUGCUCUUCGAACGAGCAGCCAACUUCUCGAGGACUUUCAUGAAGCUCAACGGCAAACUGCCCCUGAUGAACCCGUAUUAACGUGGGUCCAAAAUGUCUGUACUCGCUGGCAGUCCGAUGAGGCCAUGGCCUCUCGAGCGCUGCUGAAACGAUCCGCUUUGAACCGAAUGCUGUCAAUUAUUGAGGAACGAUGGAUUCGCCAAGGCGCCAAAGAACAGGACCGGCCAGCGAUAUUGAAAGAAAAACUUUCGCUCGGGGAAUGGAAGGUCGUUACUGCGGUUCAGAAGAUACUUCAACCGUUCAAGGUUGCUUCAAAACAACUCCAGGGCGCAGGCAUUUCUGGCAAACGCUCAACAACAGGUGGUUUCGACGAGUACUUUCAAGUGAUUGAGAUGGUCCUUGAUCACCUUGAGUGGGCCAUUCAAGGUGUAAUAAUCGAAGAGAAUGAUGAUCAUAUGAUGGAAGAGGUUCACUUGUUUGACGGCAUGGAUGCAAAAACCCGUAGGCUCUUAAAGAUUUACAUCAAACUCGGUUGGAAAAAACUGAACGAUUACUAUGAUAAACUGACCUCGACCGCCUAUGUGGCGGCGGUUGUAUUCCAUCCGAGUAAGAAAUGGCGAGCUUUAGAGCAGCUUUGGAAUCAGCUGCCGUCUCGUCAGACAUCAGGGUGGAAAAAAGCUUACGCCGGGAACUUGACAAGCAUCUGGGAGGAAAAUUACAAGCACAUGGCUCACGAGCCAGCCUGCAAUGCCAUGUCAGCAUCUGGAAGCCAUGAUGCCUUGGACUACAUUGAGCGCCGAUUGGCGUUUAGUCGAUCAAUCGUUCGUCAAGACGCCGAAGGACUACAAAGUAAACGGCCAAAACAGCCAACCGCACUCCCAACACAAGACGAGCUCGAUCAAUACCUGUCUGAGCCGCCGGUAGAUAACAUCGCCUACAAAGCCGAUCCGAUUGCUUGGUGGAGAGAUGUUGGCGCUGUGCGGUUUCCCCAGCUCUCUUACAUGGCGGUUGAUUUCCUCACAAUUGCGUCGUCUUCCGCCGAAACAGAGAGAGACUUCAGCAGUCGCGGGAGGAUGGUCACACCGCUCAGAUGCCGCCUACGACGUCACAUAGUUGGCAUGGCACAAUGCCUUCGAUCGUGGAGUAGGGCUGGCAUUUAUCAACCACAUCUCCCUCUAGAUCUCCUUGAAGGAGAUAAUUGGAGACAAGUACUUCAGUUAAUAGGCAGAGUCAACGGAGAUAUGAAGGACCAGGACUAG
This is a messenger RNA of Pochonia chlamydosporia 170, 2595 nucleotides long. RefSeq lists its product as hypothetical. The coding region runs from base 1 to 2595 and encodes 864 amino acids. The record is from RefSeq and is a predicted model, not a curated record. NCBI's taxonomy places the organism in Eukaryota, Fungi, Ascomycota, Sordariomycetes, Hypocreales, Clavicipitaceae. The transcript has a single exon. Gene Ontology annotation, molecular function: protein dimerization activity.